AUUAGGUCGGGUUCGAUAUGUCAGUUGUCUACUAUGGCGGCAAGUUUGUUGGACGAUAAUUUGCGGUCUCUACACGAGUGUUUGACAGCCGCCAGCAAUGCAUCUAAGGAGCAGGCAGAUGGUAUUGUUGCAGAUAUAAGUCAAAUAUGCAUCAACGAAUCGACAGACAAGGAUAUAGAUUUAUGUUGUUCUAUUUUGUUCGACAAAAGAAAAGGACUGGUAUCAUUCUUAUCUGAAACAGUCACAAAGGAAGAGUUUCAGACAUGCAAACAGAAAAUCUUAGAAUUUCUAUCAGAAUUUAUACAAAAGAUUGAGAAGAAAAUCAUCCCAUAUGUUUUUGACAUCAAGGAUGUAUGCAUGUCUCUUUUCUUCCGUGAGAGGCUGGCUAAGAUAAAGAACUUGUCUGUGCCUGUUCUGGCAAAAGUUUUAGAAUUGUCUGUUGGGUCUGCUAGUGCCCAGGAUCUGGGCAUUGAUAAAAUGGUCAACAAAUUCUUCAUGGAACUAACAAAGAGUGUAUCCAAACUACCAGCCUCAGUGAAGGAGAGCAUUUAUGUGAUUUUGGGACUUCUAGCUGAGAUAUACCCAGAACACAUGACUGAGUAUGCCAGUAAACUAACAGACAUAUAUCUCAGAGCCUUGAAAGCAGAGAUGACUAGUAAAACAAAGAAGCCCGAGUUGUCAGUGAUCAGUGGUUGUCUGGAAGGUCUGGCCAGCUGUCUUGUCAAUUUCACAGUGGACGAAGACUCUUCAAAUAGUUAUGAAAUAUUCAAAUAUGCUCGAAUGGCCAUAGAUCCUGAUAUAAACUAUACUCGCUAUGAUGUCCCAAGAGCCGGACUUAAACUGUUCGCUAGACAUUCUGCCCAGUUUAGAUCCCAGUUGGCAGAAGAUUAUCAGGGUAUGUAUAACAAACUAAAAAGCUGGAGUAAGCACAACAAUAGAGAUCUGCUUCAUCUGGGGACUGCAGCCAUGGAGGCCUUCUUAAAUCAGAUAUCAGAAGUUCUAGUAACCAAAGCCAAGGAAGGAAAGAGGGAAGGGGCUGUGUUUAAGUUUUUUGUGACAAAGUUUCGAGAAAUUAUGAAUGACAGUUCUGCAAGUUCAAAAGAGCUGUCCUUAGCUAUCAGAGGAUAUGGCUUGCUGGCAGCACCAUGCAGGGAGUUCCUGGAGCAGACUGAUGUCCAGUUUAUGUUCAGUGAGAUGAUGACUAAAAGUGAACAGCUAUAUCUGAGCUCAGAGAAAGCAGAUGUUGAGGAUAAACUUUACAGCUUACCAAGCUACCUUGAAGCAUUGGCCAAUAUCAUCAGAGAGCUAGACCAUGUACCAGAAACCUAUGCCACAUCCAUUGAACGACUAAUGAUCAUCCUGGCUGAAAAUUUUCCCACAAUUCAUCAGAAGCAGCAUUUCGUGGCUGUGAAGUCCUUACUGUGGGUGCUGAUAACUCUUAUGCCAAAAGGAGAAGUGUUUUCCCAAGUUCUGAGUGGCUUUGUGUACCAAAUGUUGAUCAGAACUUGUUCCCAUCCACCAGUGAUUGAAACAGAAGACAUGGCGGAGAACACUCAGUCAGAACAGAUGGGAAACAAGGUGACCUACAAGGACUUCAUUGAGAUGUGGGACACUCUCUUCAACAGUCCCAGGAUCAAGGAAUUCAGUGUCGCUGACAUCAGUGUAGAAAUGAGGCUGGCCCUCACAGAAGAGAUCUACAACAAGCUGAUAGAAUCCUUACUGAAGAUGCUGGGCAAGCUAGACCUGACCUCACAAUCCAGCACUGAAGUCGCACAACAACAGGAAGGGACAAGUGCUGAUGACCCAGAGGAAGUGUCCAGUGACCCUCUUCAUGGAAUACAGCCCAGCAAACCCAAAGACUUCCAGAUCUUCAUCAACCUCGUGGAUUUCUGCAGGGAAGUCCUUCCAGAGAAGCAUUAUGGGAUGUUUGAGAAAUGGCUGUUCCUGUUCUGCCAUACUUUGAUUCUUCAGUCUACAGAAAAGCCUUUGGUCAGUGGAUACUAUAAAUUGUUGGCAGUCUGUAUGAAGAUUGCAAAUAAACUGAAUUACUUUCAGGGUAUGGUCAGUCUUUCCCCUGUGAAGGAAGAAAUAAAAAUGGAGGUGGAUUCUGAUCAAAAAACAGACAUCCAUCAGAAGGCAACCUGUUUCCAACUCAUACAGAAAUUCACCAAGGAGGUCCUUGUUAGAAUGAAGCAGUACAAAGAUGACUUGCUGGCAGCCUGUUUGACCUUCAUCUUAACCCUACCCAAAGAAAUUGUCUCGGAGCAAAUGUCCAGUGUGGUGCCAGCUAUACAGUUGACAUUGUCAAUAGGUCUGGGUUACCUGCCCCUGGCUAUGAUUGCGUUGGAUGCCCUGAACUACUGGUCAGACACCCUGCCCCCCUCUGUUAUACAGCAGUACUACCCACAGAUCUUACCAUGUCUGGACAGCUACCUCAAAACUGUGGACCAAGGAGCUGAUGAUGUCAGUGUCAAUACUAUGGAAAUGGGGAAAGGAAAAAGUGGGAAAGGUAGAAAGAAAUUGUCUGUAAGAAUUAUCAAAGGACCCAAGACUGAAACCAAACAGGUUUUUCAGACCCAGUUGGCUGAGGUGAAACAGAGGGUGAUGAAUUACUUAGGGAGACUGGGGGGAGAGGUGAACCACGCCCUCCUGUCAGGGAGUGAUGUUUGUGAGGAGGCCAUCUCAUGGGACACAGAACAGCAUCUCAGAUUUGAUGUGCCUUUUAUUGAUAUGAAGCCUCAGAUAUAUUUUGAUCCAUUUCUGCCUCGUAUUGUGGAGCUGGCCACUAAAUCAGGAGACAGACAGACAAAGGUAGCGGCCUGUGAACUGCUUCACUCCCUUAUACUGCUCAGUGUGGGGCGCAGCGCUACAACUCCAGGCAGGGAGCGAUUCUCUAUGGCCCCCAUCUACAAAAAAAUGUUUCCCAGCAUCCUCCAGUUGGCUUGUGAUGUAGAUUUGGUGACCAAACAGUUGUAUGAGCCAUUGCUGAUGCAGCUGAUCCACUGGUUUACAAAGAACAACAAAGCAGAGAGCGAGGAAUCUAUGGCGUUACUGGAUGCCAUCUAUGAUGGUAUUAUUCAGCCAAAUGACACAGCUUUGAGGGAUUUUUGUGCAGUCUGUCUGAGAGAGUUCCUGAAGUGGUCCAUCAAACAAUCUAAAAAUGUAGAGAAGAGCCCAAUCAAUGCUAAGUCCCUGCUGAAGAGGUUGUACAGUUACGCACUUCAUCCUGGGGCCUUCAAGAGACUGGGAGCAGCCCUGGCAUUUAAUAACAUCUACACAGUGUUCAGAGAGGACAAUGCGAUGGUGAACUUAUACACUUUCCAAGUAUUGGUACAUUUUGUAGAGAGUUUGGCCAUUGCUCAUGAGGAUGAAUUAUCAAUGGGCACUCAGACACAGUGUAAGCUGGUCUUAGAACACAUGGAGAGGAUCAUGAAAGUGAAAGCUGCUGUUCUAAGCAAGGAAGAUAAAAACAGAACUGAGCCCAAACAGUGGAGUGUGCGUAAGUUAGACAUUGCUGUCCGCUGGCUGAUGAGACAGUGCGGUCGCCCCCAGACGGAAUGUAGACAUGCCUGUAUGAAGCUGGUUCAUCAGUUAGCUCCCUGUAUUACAGGUAUCAAGUCAACCAAAGACUAUUUCCAGACAUUUUAUAAGAGUGAAAAGGCAGCUUAUUUUAUAAUAAGAUUUGAGGGUAAGCAGCAGAAGUACGGCUUGUUAUCCUGUCCUGAGAUGACGGCUGUUGAUUCCUCAUUCUCCAUACAGAACGCUGUGUCAUGGUUUGACCAUUAUUUGGCCGCUCUAGACUGCUACAUCUGGACAUUUGGAGAACAACUGCUCACCCCUGAUGAUAUUUUCCAAGGUGAUGGACAGAAACAGAGCAGACUGUUUCAGGCCAUGAAGCACUUCCUGGGUAAGGUUGUGAUGAAGGACGUAGAGGAAGUAGCCGGGAUGUUUCCACACGAACCACUGACUGAUGUCUACACUCCUAAAGAAAAGGAUGAAUACAACAGGACUAAAUGUACAGCCGUGGUGAGGACACUGGAUUUCUUCUGUAUCUUAGUGGCCAGAAGUCCUUCCAUAAAGAGGUUGCUGCCCCCUGGAGUACUGGGUGAGGACCUGUGGUACCUGAUCUGUAUGUGUGUUGUCCAUCCUUCAGUGGUGGGGUUCAACCUAGGGGAUGUGGAGAUCAUCAAAAAUCUACCUACAGAGAUGGAAAACUUGCUAAAAGUAUUCAGUGCAAAGCUGCCAGGAGACAUCUUGACAGAGAUGUGCAAACAGAUUGGAUCCCUGCUGCAAGGAGACAGAGACUUGUUAGGCUUGCUGAGUAGAUCUCUGGAUGAUCCCUCUACAGAUCAUGUGUUCCUACAACAGUUAGUGUCAGGCUACCAGCUUCUACACACUGUGGGAUUGCUGAGUAAAAUCCUCAAAGGGACAUCACUACCAAAUCUGGCCAACUCUCUAUUUGAUUUUGUCCACAAGAGUUUGAUUUGUGUGGAGGGAGGAACCAAACAAUCAUUGACCCUGUCCCCCACAGCACAUGUCACGGCCACCAGGUUACUGGAGCUCUCCUUCUGUCUGGGAGUGCAGAUAUUAUUGCAUGAAUUAAAAUCGUGUAGAAAGUAAGAUUUUUAAGUAUGCCUCUUUUUAUUGCCUUCUUUACAGAUUAAGAAGGUUAUUUCUGGGAUCCUCGACCAGUCCAUGGUAGAGGGGACAGCUAAGGGUUUCUCUCAGAGUCAUGGAGAGCUCCUGUUUACAGCUUUCAAAUCUACGAUGUCAGUACAUUUGGCCAAAGUUAUGAGUGAGACAGUUCCUGUUCUUUGUGAGCAUGCUCAGAAGCAGAGUUACCGAGUGAUGAGUAUCAUGGUUACCAUUGUUGACACUGUAUCCAAGGACAAAAACCUCAGAAAACAGAUUGGUCCAAAUGUCGUUACAUCUGUGGUCAAGCAUUGGAAAUCUAUCUCUGUCUGGUGCUUAGCAACCACCGAUUUACACAGUAUGGCCAUGUUACUACUCACCAAACUGGUGCUCCUGGACAGCAAGGUGGUAACUGACACCGGUAGUAAACACUUUGAAGAAGUAUUUGACACCUAUCUCAAGAUGUUAACAGAAACCAAAACAACUUUAUCUGUUAAGUGCAGAAUGCUAGAACUUUUGCCAUUUUUUGCCAUACUACAAGAACCACACUUGAAAAAACUGAAGCAAAGCUUGAACAGACUUGUGGCAGACCAUUUUCCAGUGAAGAGCACCGAUCUCCCAGAAUCCAGUCCUCAGUUCAAAGACUACAUUGCUGCAGUAGACAGGUUGCUGACCAGUCUGGAGUUGUCAGGGAGUGAGAUGUUGUUGGAACUCCUGAUCAGCAUCUUCUGUAGAGAAACCAAACAUGUGCACGAGACAAGGAUACAGGAAUCCAUCAACAGGUUCACAAAAAGGUUACCAGCAGCCAAGCAGAAGUCUGCCGUGGACGUGGCCUAUAAUAUUUUUUGUCAGGAGAAGCGGUACCCUGCAGAAGUUAGGAGGAUCACUAUAGAGAAGGUGGCCCUCCCGCUACUGAGACUGGUCCACAAGUCCGCCCUGAUCGAGUUCUUCACUGACCACAUGAAUGACCUCAGAGCAGCAGUAGAAGCUAAACUUUCCAAGGGCCCUGGGCCGGAGAACCAGUUAACAUCCAAACUCUGCAGUUUUCAGCUGCUGGAAUUAAUGUACGGUCGACUGAGUAAGGAGGAGGUGUUUGGUAAAAGCUCAGCUUUAAACAAGAAAUUCUGUGAUGUGAGGUGUGAAUCGGUGGAUACAGGCAAAGAAAUGACUCAAAUCAUAAUGAAGACAGCACAUGCAGCUAAGGGUGAGGAUGUGAGGGGGGAGACUAGUUGUACAGAACUGAGGAGACAGUACCACUGUGCUGCCUAUAAUCUACUGAUAGCCAUACUCUCCAGUACACAGAAUGAAGCCAAGUUCUACACCGCAUUCCUCUUCAAGGAGGACGAGGCCAAAGGACAGUUUGUUUAUGACAACUUGGUUGACAAGGAAAAAUCCUAUGAAUUUACUUCUGAACUGAGGGCACCUUUGUCCAGAAAGAAGCAGUAUGUAUCAAUAAGAAAUGAAGUAAAGAAUAGUGAACUACAGAAUGGGGAGGCAGAGGGAGGGACCAGCUCCUCCCUUCAUUUGGCCUCUCAGUACCUGGCUGACAGCAGUCUGAGUGAAGACCUCAACCAGUACGACUUCACAGCCACACCCCAGAUGUCAGAAGGAUCACAGAAGGAAAAAGUGCUGACUGUUCGUAAAUCUAGCUACACUGAUGAAGAGGAUGAUUCUGACACUAAGGUGAUGGUAGAGGAGGACUAUGUGGAGCUGGAGAUGGAUGACCUCAAUCAACACGAGUGUAUGGCCACCAUGAUAGCUCUCCUCAAACACAUGCAGAGGGCCAACAUCAUCCCACUGGUGGAGUCGGGUGUGGUACCAGAACUACCAGCCUGGAUGAAAUGUCUGAAUGAUAAACUGAAGAAUCCAAGGACCCACAUUAACAUCAAAUAUUUCAUUGCCAAACUCAUCAUUAAUACUGCUGAGAUAUUCCGCCCCUAUGCCAGAGACUGGAUCCGCCCGCUGACACAACUGAUCAUCAGUGCUCCAUUCACCAGUCUUAACUACUUUGUUAUAGAUAUAAUAGUCACCAUAAUGUCCUGGCAUCAAGUAGCCAUUCCACAGGACACAGUAGAGGACCGUGCUAUGUCCAGUCGGCUGGUGGAGUUUGUGAUGGGCUACGUGUAUAACGAUACCAGACCUGUGUAUCGUAAUAACCUAGAGCUGCUGAAGACCCUACUACAGGUGUGGAAGGACCGUGUGGAGGUACCUUACAGCAUUGUGUACAAACAUCUGAAGCAGCCAGAUGAGACAAAGAAGGAGAGCUGUGUGGGGGUACAGCUGAUGGGGGUGGUCCUGUCCUGUAAGUUCCCUCCGUACGCCCCCACAGCACCUGUUGACCAGGAAAAAUUCUUUAUCACUGUGGCUCAGUACAUGAGGAAUCGUUACAAAGCGGUUUAUGCAGCCACAGCAGAAGUGGUGGGAAUGAUCUUUAAGUUCCUGGCAGACAAGGAGAGGCAGACAGAAGGAACCUUCCAUGAUUAUGUUGUCAAUCUGAUGAAUUCCCUACAACAGAGCAACCCGUCUAACUUCCUCCUCUGUAUUCACAGAAUGCAUCUACACUACCCUCCCAUAGCUGACAGAUUUAUGAAUCGAUUAUUGUUUGUUCUUCCCAAUCUUCAUGCCGAGUUCCGGAACCGCUGCCUGGAAGUUAUUCUUACAAGGAUUGACACUUUAGAAAAUGUCUAUGUGGAGCUUAAAAGUAAAGGACUGUUAUCUUUCCUAACACACAGGGAUGAAGAGACACAAUUGAUUGCUCUGAAAAUUGUCAAGAGCAUUCAAACCAAACUACAGCCUGGUGAAGUGUCGGAGUUACUGCCCCUGAUCUGUGGGUUCAGCAUCAGCCCCAGUAUAUCCUGCCGUAACGUCAUGUAUGACAUUCUGAUGUGGGUCUACGAUAACUACAGAGAAGAUGAGAGUGAGACAGCUAAUACGAUCAUGCAGCAGACAAAAGAGACCCUGCUUAAAGGACUAGGGGAUGAGGAUCUACAGUGCAGACUGCUGGUACAGAAUUUCUGGAGUAGUGAAUCAAGAGUUCCAGGGAACACACUGGACAGACUAGUGGCCAUGUUGGAAGCUAUGUAUUCACCUGUCACAGAGAAACAGUUUCUGAGCUACGCCACAAAUCUUGUCCUAGAAAUGACGUCAAAAAGUCCAGACUACCAGAGAGAAAUGUUUGAGUCACCUCUAGAGGACUGCAAAUUCCAGGACUAUAAAGUGAAGUCGUCAUGGAGACAGAGACAUGCAGCCAUGACACCACUGUUUGCCAACACCAUGGCAACCCAGAGUAUGAUGGAGGAGGAUGAGAGUUUUAGUGGAGAGAUCAGAGCUACACAGGAUGUCCCACAAUUCACUGCCACACAGGAUGCUUCAAAAGCCCCCUUUAACUGGUUGACUGGGAGUAGUUUAGACACAUUCACUGACUACAGUACAGUGGGAUCAGAGACCUCCAGCUCCCUACUGUUUACUGUGGGAACACAAGACAUGGCCAUCAGGGCCCGACUGAAGCCCAGCAGAAAACCUGGAGCAGGGUUCGGAAGGCCUCGAGCAGGAACCAGCAAAGCUCCUGAGAGAACCAGCAAAGAUGAGGUUGACAGUGAAAUGUCCAGAUUAAAGAGACGCUUCUUGAGAGAUGAGGAACAAAGUAAAGCUUACUUCAUAAAACGCCACACCAGACUGCAGAAAAUGAGGGAGGAGGCUGUGAAAGAACAGAAAUCACGUCGAGAACAUCAAGUGACCAUGUAUAGAAAGUAUAGAAAGGGAGACUUACCAGACAUACAAAUAAAGUACUCCUACAUUAUAGCUCCACUACAGGCAGUAGCUCAUAGAGACAGUACUAUAGCCAAGCUGCUGUUUGGGGCCAUAUUUAAGGGAAUAUUUUCUAAGAUGGAUGAAGUUAAAACAGAGAGGGAGGUACAGGAGACCAUACAGGAGAUCCAGAAGAGUAUCGGUGUGGUGCUGACGUCCUCAAUACAGUACUUCACUCCAUUCAUCAGCUGUCUACUGGACAUCUUGUACAGUUUAAGAAGCAAACUGAAAGUAGAUGUAUCUGAUGUAAGUUCAGCAGCCACAUUUGGAAAUGUUCAACCAUUGGGAAUCUGUGUCCUGGAGGAGCAGCUGAUAUCACAGACUGAGGAUGAACGGCCAACAAAGAGAGGAAGGAGUGAGGGGGCAGUUGUGUCCACAGACACAAAAAGCUGGAUUGAACUGGCAAGGUUGUAUAAAUCAGUGAAGGACUAUGAUGUACUGCUGGGAAUCUUCAGUGACAAGAUAGGAACACAGGACAUCACUAAGGAGGCAGUGCAAAUGGAGGCCAGAGGAGACUACUAUAAAGCUGUGAAACUGUAUAAUCAGGCCAUGUCAUGUGAAGAGUGGGAUGAAACUCCACCUACUAUAGAAGUGGACAUGUGGGAUGAAUCUAGGAUGGAGUGCCUAGACAACCUGUCUCAAUGGAAGGAGCUGGAGGGAGUUGCUAUGUCUGGAAUCAACAGCAAGUCAAUCCACCAAGUGUGGAAAGACACAUACUACCAGGAACACUACUUGCCCUACAUCAUCAGAAGUAAGGUGAAGCUGAUGUUACAGGGAGAUGAUGACCAGCAGCCAUUACUGACCUUCAUAGAUGACUGUAUGAAGCAGCCUGACCAGAAGGCCCUGAUAGAGAGUCGAUAUUGUGAGGAGCUGGCUUUGAUGUACAUUUGGCAGGGGGACUAUGACAGAGCCAGGCACUAUUCCACAAUGGCAUCCCAACAGUUCUUACUGGACUGGAGCAGUACAGACAGUCUGAUGUCGGUCAGUAGGAGGAGCCAGCUACAGAAUCUCCAGCCUUUAGUGGAGCUACGGGAAUUCCUCAGCUUUAUGGAGCUCCAGAGCAAUUUUACCUCAGCAGGGCCUGCUAACUUGCUUAUAGAGAGAUGGCAGAAUAGGUCCUUACAUCCACUUCUGGACCCAGAGGUAGUAUGGGAUGACAUCGUCACUAACAGAAUGGUUUACCUGGACCACAUAUCCAACCGCUUGACCAGUUCUCUGGUGAAGAAGGAGGAAGAUGCUAUGGAGGAAGAUGAAGAAGACCUAUUCCUGGAAUCCAAAAUCCGGCUCCGUCUGAAGAUGGCAGACAGCAGUUGUCAGAAGAGGAACCAUAAACUGGCUCUGAAUAUACUGGCAGACAUACACAAAAAUUACAGAGAUAAGGAGAAUGAGAUAUUGAAUUUAGAAUGGAGUCACUUGUACGCUAAAACACACCAGCUGAGUGCUAUGACAGCUGAUAUGGACUGGACCAAUGACAACUUCUCCAGCAUUCUGACAACCAUAGACAGGCUGGGAAAAUUUAAGGAUAGCCAGAUCCUGAGGCGAGAGCCUGGGCUAGGUCGCAGGCAUUUUGUUCUGAUGGGACAGGCUUAUGGCUUGUUGACUAAAGGUGUACUAAGUGAAAACUGCUUCAGUAGCCUUAGUGACAAAAACUCAGAGAAAAUGAUGUCCAUCAGCAAGGUUUCCAAGCUUGACCAGAGAGAGAUAGCUAAAUGCCUUGUUGAUGAAGGAUACAAGCAGAUGAAGACAGCUUUAUCUUAUGAUGGUCGAUCAACAAGGACAUGUCGCUAUGGUCUGGAGGAGGCCUAUCUAGCCGUGUCCCAGUACUGUAAUAAGUUCCUCAGAAUGGCGGUCGAUGAUGAAGAGACAGAGCAUUUACCACUUUCCAAAGAGAGUCUGAAGAGUUUCCCAGAAACCAUCACUGUCUGUCUGUUGAAUGCUAUGAAGUUUGAUUCUAUGGAAGCCAGGCAGAGGUUUCCACGGUUACUCCAGCUGGUGGAGAUGUAUCCAGAAAUUCGCUCCACUUUUGUCGAAAAGAGUAAGCAGGUUCCCUGCUGGAUGUUCAUUAUGUGGAUCAGUCAGAUGAUGGCUUUGUUAGAUAAACCAGAGGGCAGCACUGUACACCACAUUCUGAUGGAACUUACCGAAAACUAUCCUCAGGCUGUAGUUUAUCCCUUUAAGCUGAGCAGUGAGGGAUAUAAUAUUACAAACAAAAAAGAUGAAGCUUUUAUUGCAAGCCUGAAUGAUAAGUUGGGAGAUGAUCAGCUUCCUCUGGUGUCAAAGUUCAUCUCAGCCCUGGAACACAUGAGUCAACCGGAUCAAAUUUUCAAGGACUGGUUUGAUGACACAAGACUGAAAUUCAACAAAAAGAAACCAGACAAAAAAGCCAUGAGGCAGGAAUUUCAGAUCAUGUACAAGAAGGUUUUGGAGUUCACUCAGACUGCAGGCCGAGGAGCAAGUCAAAGAUCUCAGACUGAGGAAACCAUGAGCUUAGUGGACAAAGGGAAAUACCCCAAAAAGUUUGCAGAGAGAUUCAAGAAAGAUGUUGACAGUUGCUUUGGGAAAGAUGGAGAAAAAAUUUUGGAUAUGACAUUAGGUAAAUUUGUCAAUGCUUACAAAAAAGUGUACACUGACAUGACAAAUGAAGUAAAGGGGAACAACCUGAAACCCCCAGAAUCACUAAAGGAUUACUGUCAAUGGUUGUCAGAUUUCAACCCCAGCAUUCAGGGCAAGGAUCUAGAAAUUCCAGGUCAGUAUGAUGGAGUGACAAAACCAUUGCCUGAGUAUCAUAUCAAGGUGGUCGGAUUCGAUCAAAGGGUAAAAGUGAUGACCUCCAUACGUAAACCAAAGAGGAUAACGAUUCGUGGUAAUGAUGAGCGGGAGUACCAUUACCUAGUGAAAGGAGGGGAGGAUUUACGGCAGGAUCAGAGGAUAGAGCAGCUCUUCUUCCUGAUGAACCAGGUCUUAGAGAGUGACCCAGCCUGUAAACAGAGGAACCUUAAAAUCAAAACCUACCAGGUCAUUCCAAUGACUCCAAGAGUUGGUCUUAUAGAGUGGAUGAACAACACUAUACCACUGAAAGAUUUCUUGUACUCUAAUCUUACAGACCAGGAAACUAAAUUCAUCCACAGCAAGCAAGGACCGAUGCAUCUACACACUUCUUGGAUAAUGAAACUGAACAAAGAUCAAAUUCCUGCCUACAUGCAAAUGUACCUGAAAUAUAAUAUGACAGAAACUAAGCGAGAACUACAGAAGAAAGAAAGUUGUGUACCAUGGGAUUUAUCAAGGCGUGCCUUCCAUAAGAUGAGCACCUCCCCUGAAGCUUUCCACGUCCUCCGCUGUAAGUGUGCCACCACUCACGCCUUGAUCUCUAUUUGUCAGUACAUACUGGGGAUCGGAGAUCGACAUUUGUCAAACUUUAUGGUGAACUUAAAGAAUGGUGAGAUGGUGGGAAUUGAUUUUGGCCAUGCCUUUGGCUCUGCUACACAGUUCCUGCCUAUUCCUGAGUUGAUGCCGUUCCGCCUGACUCGACAGCUGCGUAACCUGAUGAUGCCGCUACAGGUUCAGGGUCUAAUGGAAUCCACCAUGAUCCAUACCCUCCGAGCACUCAGAAAUAACUGUGACCUGCUGCUGAAUACCAUGGAUAUAUUCGUAAAAGAACCAUCAGUUGAUUGGCUGAUAAAUGCAGAAAAACAAAUGAAUGAAAUGAAAGGAGAUGAAUCCCCUGAAGAGGAGGAUGUGAUGUGGUACCCAAAGGAAAAGAUAGAAUACAUGAAACGAAAGCUAAUGGGAGACAACCCAGUCACUAUAACCAGAGCGGAGUUGAAAUUAGGUCACUCCAAGAAGCCAGCAUUUUCUGCCAUGGAGAGAGUGCUUCAGGGUGAUAAGAGGGAGAAUGUGCGCGCACAGCUCAACGACACUGGCCUGACAGUAGAACAACAGGUGGCAGCACUGAUCGACCAAGCCACCGACCCAAACAUUCUGGGUCGGGUGUAUGUGGGCUGGGAACCAUGGAUGUGAAAUGUCAUUUUUUUGGUGCAUUAGAUUCAACUGGACAAAUUAAUAGUUUUGUGAAUAAGGAACAGUGAUAUAAAGCACAAGCAUUGACUAGUUACUUUCUACUGAUGUUUAGCAGAGUUAGUUUCUUAUGUCGUGUUGAAAAUAAAUUUGGUUAAACCGUUAAAGAGAUAUUAGUGAAGUUUAUAGACUGGAAUUAUCAUCAAAAUGUCUACCAA
This is a messenger RNA of Saccostrea cuccullata (small rock oyster), 12671 nucleotides long. Its product is annotated as DNA-dependent protein kinase catalytic subunit-like. Gene Ontology annotation, biological process: intrinsic apoptotic signaling pathway in response to DNA damage; double-strand break repair via nonhomologous end joining; protein phosphorylation. Gene Ontology annotation, molecular function: protein binding; DNA-dependent protein kinase activity. The transcript is spliced from 96 exons. NCBI's taxonomy places the organism in Eukaryota, Metazoa, Mollusca, Bivalvia, Ostreida, Ostreidae. Gene Ontology annotation, cellular component: nucleus. The record is from RefSeq and is a predicted model, not a curated record.